UUUCCGGGUCGGCUUCUGUGAGGAGAUUCUCCCCCCCGCCCCGGUGGAAAAACCAUGACCUCGCUGCGGGCUUUCACCUGUAACGAUCUCUUCCGCUUCAACAACAUCAACUUGGAUCCUCUCACAGAGACUUAUGGAAUUCCAUUUUACUUACAGUACCUAGCUCACUGGCCGGAGUAUUUUAUUGUUGCAGAAGCACCUGGUGGAGAACUGAUGGGCUACAUCAUGGGGAAAGCUGAAGGUUCAGUAGCCAGAGAGGAGUGGCAUGGCCAUGUUACUGCACUCUCUGUUGCGCCUGAAUUUCGACGGCUGGGUUUGGCUGCUAAACUGAUGGAGCUGCUUGAGGAAAUAUCAGAAAGGAAGGGCGGAUUUUUUGUGGAUCUCUUUGUAAGAGUGUCAAAUCAGGUUGCAGUCAACAUGUACAAACAGCUAGGCUAUAGCGUGUACAGAACCGUGUUGGAAUACUACUCGGCCAGCAAUGGAGAACCUGACGAAGAUGCUUAUGAUAUGAGGAAAGCCCUGUCCAGAGAUACAGAGAAGAAAUCAAUUAUACCAUUACCACAUCCUGUCAGACCAGAGGACAUUGAAUGAGCUUACACUGUAGUUAUUCAAAAUAACACCUGUAGACACCUGGAAACACUUUCAAAGAACACUGCAGCAUUUAUUUUGAAUGUAAUUGGAAGCCUCGGCACAAAGAGGAAAGUUGUGUAGAUGUGAAGGAGUUUCAUUGUUAGGCUCAUGCCUAAAUCUUCUAAUGUCCCUGAAGCAAAGACAACUUUCAACUGCAAUAUUUGUCAGUCAUGGUUUAAUGUUUAAACCAUUAAUAAUUCCUUGGCUGUAUUAAAUUAUUUCCAAAAAUGCA
Molecule: messenger RNA, 862 nt
Organism: Elgaria multicarinata webbii
Lineage: Eukaryota; Metazoa; Chordata; Lepidosauria; Squamata; Anguidae
Gene: NAA20
Product: N-alpha-acetyltransferase 20, NatB catalytic subunit
Exons: 6
Coding region: 55-591 (178 amino acids)
Biological process (GO): N-terminal peptidyl-methionine acetylation
Cellular component (GO): NatB complex
Molecular function (GO): protein-N-terminal amino-acid acetyltransferase activity
Source: RefSeq, a predicted model, not a curated record